This is a messenger RNA of Malassezia globosa CBS 7966, 2847 nucleotides long. RefSeq lists its product as uncharacterized. The transcript has a single exon. Lineage: Eukaryota; Fungi; Basidiomycota; Malasseziomycetes; Malasseziales; Malasseziaceae. The coding region runs from base 1 to 2847 and encodes 948 amino acids. Gene Ontology annotation, cellular component: nucleus. The record is from RefSeq and is a predicted model, not a curated record. Gene Ontology annotation, molecular function: ATP binding; RNA helicase activity; RNA binding.
AUGGUCGCAGCAAAGGAAAUUGAUUUUCUUGCAUUGGAUGAUCAUGAAAUUGAGCAUGCUGCGCCGCCGCGACCUCUGCUGGACCAGCGGAAUGGCGAAAAAGAUGGCGAUGACGAUGACGCCGCCUUCAUUGCAGCUGCUGCACAGAAGCACAAUGUCAAAGCAGGAAUGCAAGUAGCCAAGCAAGCGAGCAAGAAAAAAGCAAAGGUCGCUAGUGGUGUCGUCAGCGGUGGCGGUAGUUUCCAGAGCAUGGGUCUGCAUCCAUCGCUGCUGCGCUCGCUUCUUUUGCGUGGUUUUACGACGCCCACACCCAUUCAACGUCGUGCCAUCCCAGCGAUUCUUGCGCAGCCAUCCCAAGAUGUAGUCGGCAUGGCACGCACGGGCUCAGGUAAGACCUUGUCGUAUAUUGUACCGCUAUUGCAACGGCUCAAUGGACGGCAUUCAACCUCGUUUGGCAUCAAAUCGCUCAUCCUUUGCCCAUCGCGUGAACUUGCAUUCCAAAUUCUCAAAGUCGGGAAAGACCUCGCGCGUGGAUGGCGCUCUGACGACAAUGCACGAAACGAGGCUAUCCGUUGGGCUGUAAUUGUCGGUGGUGAAGGUCUUGAUGAGCAGUUUGCUAUGAUGACAGCGAACCCUGAUGUGGUGAUCGCGACACCCGGUCGUCUAUUGCACUUGGUUGUCGAGAUGAAUCUCGAUCUAAAGUCGGUGGAGUACGUUGUGUUUGAUGAGGCGGACCGGCUCUUCGAGAUGGGAUUCGCCGAGCAGCUAGAGGAGCUAUUACGCCGCUUGCCAACGACGCGCCAGACACUCUUGUUCAGCGCGACGCUGCCCAAGACACUCGUGGAAUUUGCACGUGCUGGCCUUGAGGCGAAUCCGAAGCUAAUCCGUCUGGAUGCCGACAGCAAAAUCAGUCCUGACUUGCGCAUGGCUUUUUUCAGUAUCAAACCACAAGAGAAGGAUGCAGCUCUUUUGCAGCUGUUACGCGAUGUAAUCCAGGUGCCUGUCCAUACUGCCCCCGAUACCUCGGUGUCGUCAUCGACAUCAUCAGCAGCCGCUGCUGACUCGAAGAAAAAGCGAAAGCGCGCGCAUGCCGUCGAUCAGCUCCAACCGUACCAGACCAUCAUCUUUUGUGCGACAAAGCAUCAUGUCGAAUACCUCCUGCUGCUGCUGACGACCAUGGGAUAUACAUGCUCACAUAUCUACUCGUCACUGGAUCAGGCAGCGCGUUCGAUCCAAAUGAACCUAUUCCGCUCGGGCCAAACGUCCCUGCUCAUUGUGACAGAUUUGGCUGCUCGCGGUAUUGAUCUGCCUGUGCUAGAGCAUGUGAUCAACUACGAUUUUCCGCCACAGCCACGUAUUUUCGUGCAUCGCGUUGGUCGUACAGCGCGUGCUGGUCGACGUGGAUGGGCUUGGAGCCUGUGUACACAUGCGGAACUCCCGUACUUGUGUGACCUGCAGCUCUUUCUGGCUCGACCACUCGUUUCUUCUCAUACACUACCAAGGGACGACGUGCACGACUUGCACGGUACCAUGGUGCUCGGCACGUUUCCUCGAGAAGUUCUCGAUGACGAGUGUGAGUCAAUUCGGCAUGCAAUGCAUGUUGAGUCCGAUACAGCGACGACGUUCGAUAGCCUCACGGGUGUCGUGAAGCGUGCACAUAAUAUGUACAUGCGGUCGCAGCCGAAGGCCAGUGCCGAGAGCUACAGACGGACGAAAGACAUGCUGAAGGAUGCAGAGCGAAGUGCCGUCACAGGCGUCGAAUCGCAGGGCUGGGCACUCGCUGGGCAUCCACUCGAGGUGAAAGGCGUGCACGACGUUUUGCAACGCCCAGAAAAGUACCAGCUUCAUGCACGUGAGGCGGUAAAGCGCUCACGGACGCACGACGAUCCUCUUGCCGGCGCACGAGCAGCACUUCUUGCAAAAGUAAACGCAUUCCGACCCGGCGAGACAGUGUUCGAAAUGGGUGCACAUGGUCAACGUGCACCACUCGCUCGACUCAUGCAGGAUCGGCGGCGCUUGCUUGAUACGAAGCAACAGCGAGCGCGUGCAAUUGAAGCAGCGAAACGUGGCGGUUCGUUACAGGCUGACCAUGAGUCCGUGGAUGAUGGCAAUGGUGAUGGAGCUCAUGACGCGCAGGACGACGGUGCUGUCUCGCGAGACACUGAGCCGAGCGCAUUGGCAAAUGAAGACGAAAUUUCAUCCGUGUUCGACACCGGCAAGGACUACCGCGAUCCAUCGACGUACCUAAACUAUCAACAGACAGGCGCUGCCGAAGAGCGUGGUUACUCGUUCUUGGAUCAAGCACGACGCAUCACUGUUGACAUGGCUGGCGAUGACCUUGGCCCAUCGGCUGUGACGCAGCGACCGAAUCCACGGCGUUGGGACACUAAGAAGAAGAAGUUCAUUAUGGGAGAUGGCACUGGCGCUGAUAAUCAGAAACUCAUCCGCUCCGAGACUGGGCUCAAGCUCCCUGCAAGCUAUCGGUCAGGCCGCUUCGACGAGUGGCAGAAGCAACAGCAGGUUUCACUUCCGCAUGUGGGCGAAGACGAAAGCAACAUGCCAGCGACGGCGCGACGAAUGGCUUCGAGCGUCCAAGGUGGGCCUAGACCUGGUCGUCGCUUCCAUACUCAGACAAAGGCUCCUAAGCCUCUUGAUAAGCUCCAAUUUGACUACAAGAAGAAACUCAAGGCGCGUGAGCGCAAGAACCGUGGUCCAGGUGCGGCUGCUGCAGCGAAUGCUCGACAUGCCAAGAAUGAGCUCAAGAGUGCUGAGCAAAUCUACCGCGAUCGCGAGACAAAAGCGAAGCGCCAAGCGAAGAACGCUCGACCAUCGAAACGUCGGCGCUAA